CAUCGCUUCUGUUUUGUUAUUUUAGAAUUUUGCGCCCUGAGAGCGAUGGAGCAUGGAGUUGUUUUGUGCGAAAUAGCAGAGGAAAUCUCCCCAGAAGGCCCGGAAGAGCCGUCAGAGUUUGCCUUUGGGAAGCGACGAUGGAGGGUCAGGGAAUUUUUGACCGAAAAAGCAGAGGCUAUCGGGAUUUGCAUACAAGAAUGUCUGGAGGCGCGAACCAGGAAGCUGAGCUUCAAGGCGAUCAAACAGGAGUCGGGAAUAUGGAAGCUGGUCCUCUUUCACGACCAGCGAAUCGCUAGAGCUCGUCCCGCCGAGUUGCAAAUGGCUGACAUACUCCUUCCAUUAAUAUUUCGAGACUACACGCCAAGUCUAGAGUUCGAAGUGGCGGAGCAGGAGCGCCUGCACCAGCGGCCCCUUAAAACAUACGUGACCACCAAGCUGUAUGACGCGCUCUACGACCGUCAUUUAAAAGCCACGAAUGUAUCCCAAGAUCAGAAACUACUCCUGCCAAAUCGCUUCAAGUCGAAGCUGCGAAAGUAUCAGGAGCGAACAGUCAUCUGGAUGCUUCAAAGGGAACAGAAGCCUGCCGAAAUUACUGCCAAUUAUACGCCUCUCUAUUCUGUAGACGGUAUUAGUAGGGUUUUCAAACACAAUUACUGCCUUCAGUUUUACGCCCAUGAAGAUGCACUUCCAAAGAUAUUACUCCCCCCCGGAGGCAUUUUGGCGGACGAAAUGGGGUUGGGAAAGACUGUCGAGUUCCUGGCAAUGUUGCUGAUGAACCCCAGGCCGCCGGAGUCCUGCAACAAUACGUAUUGGCACGCCAAAAUUGAAGAAAUUGAGAGCGAAGUCCCUCUUAAGCUGAUGCGAAAGGGAAACGGCGGUGAAGCAUUCUGCGUCUGCACCUCAAAGAAAGGUGCUCGGGUGCAAUGUUCAAAGUGCCGCCUCUGGCAGCACAAACAUUGCAUGAAUAGUUCCGAUGACAUACCUCACCUCUGUCCCAACUGCUGGGCGGAUGUGGUUGAAUCCUCAGGUCGGCUUGUAGAAACGGGAGCCACGUUCAUCGUCUCACCCAACGCCAUUAAGAUGCAGUGGUUCCGCGAAAUGAAGAAGCACAUUUCCCCAAACCUAAAGGUCCUGGUCUACAGAGGCUUGCAUACUGGGGCUGGCAACUGGUACAGUCCUCUGCACCUAGCUGAGUACGAUGUGGUCCUUACCGACUAUGUUACGCUGCGCAACGAGAUCUACCAUACGGCGGAUUUCGUUUCCGACCGUCAGUUGCGCCACCAGCGGUUGUACAUGCGAUCCAACAGUCCUCUCUUGAUGGUCAACUGGUGGCGCGUGUGCCUGGACGAGGCUCAGAUGGUAGAGAGCAACACGUCGGCGGCAGCAGAAAUGGUACGGAAGCUGCCGGCUAUCAAUCGCUGGGCCGUCACCGGCACCAUUGAUGACUUGCCGCCAUUACUGGAAUUUGUGGGUCGAACAGAGGCCACUCAGCCGCCGGACGCCUGGAAGACGGUGCACAAGGCCUUUCAGCUCAACCAUCAAACCGAACCGCUGCUCGACCUACUCCAACACAGUCUUUGGCGAACGUGCAAGUCCAAGGUCGAGCAUGAACUGGGGAUACCGCCGCAGAUGGAGUUGGUGCACCGCCUGGAACUAAGCAACGUGGAAGCCCUCUACUAUCGCGAGGAGCACUUUAAGUGUCAUGAGCAGUUCCUGGCCGCAGUCGCCAAACACACACGCCACAAUCCUGACAAUAGUUCCUGCCUGGCGUCCAUUUCUCCGCAGUUGUUGCGAGUAAUCCUGAAGCCCUUUCUUCGCAUCCGACAGACCUGCUCCGUGCCCGUGGUGCACAACAGCACCGUAUCAAGCACAGACUACCUCAACCCGCAGGACCUUUUGGAGCGCCUCAAGUCAAAUAAUGAGACGGAAUGCAAGUCCGAGCUGCGCAGCUGGGCUUCCUCCUACAAUGGCUUGGCUGCCAUUCACUUUAUUCGCGAGGACUUCCCCCAGGCCAUCAAGCACUAUAAGCUGCUGCUUAAACUAGCUGCGGACUACAACAAGGAUAGUAUAUCUGUGGACAGUGUGCUGCAGAUUCACGCCAUCUAUAACCUACUCCAGGCUAGUGACGCCGCUGCGCCGUGCGAAAGGGUUUCUGAGGCGGAGAAACAGACCUACGAGUCACAAAUGAAGCUAUUGGAGUGGAAGUAUCUGCAGGACAAUGUAGCGGUUCUCCAGGCGGCUCUUGGCUCCUACGAAUCCAAACUAAACGAGCUGUGCGAAUUAGGAAAUAAGUUUAAGGACAACGUUGUGCGUUUGCUGGCUACGGUGGUCAAUCAUAAGCCGGCCCUGCAUAAUUCCAUAUGGAACAAAGUGCGGGAUGACUUCGCCCGCAAGAAUAUCUCCAUGAAAAAGCUUCUGAAUGUAGACUCCAUGUCUGGCAUGGUGUAUGUUGUGGAUUUAUGGUUCCAGAAGGUACAAAAUUUGAACGAUCACGUCAUUAAGGAGAUUGAAUUCUUAAAAGAAAUAAUGGAGAGUGCUUGUGGCGCCAUUAAGAUGGGUGCGCCCCUUUCGCAGGAAAUGCACAAUUUUAUAGCAACUGUAACAGACUGCCAUCUGGCUGAUAUUCUGGACGACAAGCCGAAUGACAACCCAGAAAAACCAAAGAAACCACGACACUGCCGUCUCUGCAAGAUUAGGGACUGUCUUAACCAGUUUGAGUGUCUAGUCUUUGCCAAAGAGCUCGACGAUGACGCCGAAGCAACCGAGGGCCUCGAAGUGCCUAGCAUGGAGAUUAGUCUCAUAACAAGCAUCUUCAACUUCCUGCGCUCCAAGCCCGCCUUCGCCGAGUGGCAAACGGAACUGCAACACCAGUUGGAUUUUCUGACUUGCCUCCAAAGUGUCGUGAAGCUGCAGAUCAAGUACUGGAUUGAGGUCGAGUACAUGGUAAAGGCCUUUGACGAACUGGAGAUGUGCAAAAUGCGCAUUCUUCUGACCGACGAUCCGGAUGAGCAAUCGAACUACCGCAUCCUGGCCUGCCAGUUGGACGAACAGCUGCAGUUCAAUCAGGUGAACUUGCAGGAAUCGCAGCUUAACUUCACGAGACUGUUUGGACGCCUGAAGUACCUGAAGCAUCUGAAGGAGGAUGCCACUGACAAGCCGUGUCCCAUUUGCCAGACGCACGACGACCUGAGGUAUGUGAUGAUGGUCUGCGGUCACUUCGUGUGCCAACUCUGCCUUGAGAACAUGAAGAAGAGUACAUUGCACGGGAUCUCCAAGUGUCCCAUAUGUCGCCAGGACUCUCCGCAAUUAUACUACUCGGUGCGGCGAGAAGCAGGAGUCUCCAUUGCCGGUGACUUCUCCACAAAAAUCUCUAGCAUUGUGGAACAACUGCUGAAAAUAAGGUCCGCAGACCCACAUGAGAAAAUCUUGAUCUUUUCGCAAUGGCAAGCCAUUUUGUUCCAAAUCUCCAAAGCUCUGGCCUUAAACAAGAUCGAAUUUCGGAGCAAGUGCGUCGAGCAGGAUUUUGCGGACUUUAAGAAUCCCAAUCUCAACGUAACCUGUUUGUUGAUGCCGCUGUCAAAGGGCUCCAAAGGACUCAAUCUAAUAGAAGCGACGCAUGUCUUCCUAGUGGAACCCAUCCUAAAUCCAGGAGACGAAAAACAGGCAAUCGGCCGCAUCCACCGAUUCGGUCAAACAAAGCCCACCAAAGUACAUCGUUUCAUCGUAAACGGAACGAUUGAGGAGAACAUACUUUCAUUGAUUGCCUCAGCCGACGAUACCACGACACUGUCCACCCACUGGGAUCUAGAGAACAUGACGCUCGAGGGGCUCAAAAAGCUGUUUAUCCUUCGGAAUACAAAUUAGAAUUAGAUGAUCCAAGUGAGGAGAACCAAAGUCGGACCGAAGAUUACUUACCUCUGCAGGAGCGAGGUAUAUUAU
This is a messenger RNA of Drosophila bipectinata, 3939 nucleotides long. Its product is annotated as E3 ubiquitin-protein ligase SHPRH. Gene Ontology annotation, molecular function: ATP binding; ubiquitin protein ligase activity; ATP-dependent chromatin remodeler activity. Gene Ontology annotation, cellular component: nucleus. The record is from RefSeq and is a predicted model, not a curated record. Gene Ontology annotation, biological process: protein polyubiquitination; DNA damage response. Lineage: Eukaryota; Metazoa; Arthropoda; Insecta; Diptera; Drosophilidae.